This is a messenger RNA of Peromyscus maniculatus bairdii (prairie deer mouse), 7300 nucleotides long. RefSeq names its product potassium voltage-gated channel subfamily D member 3 (gene Kcnd3). Gene Ontology annotation, biological process: action potential; potassium ion export across plasma membrane; protein homooligomerization. Gene Ontology annotation, cellular component: postsynaptic membrane; neuronal cell body; dendritic spine. Gene Ontology annotation, molecular function: A-type (transient outward) potassium channel activity; protein binding. The record is from RefSeq and is a predicted model, not a curated record. NCBI's taxonomy places the organism in Eukaryota, Metazoa, Chordata, Mammalia, Rodentia, Cricetidae.
AGCCCGUGGCCGGCCGGGCUCCGCUCCGCGCGGCACCGGCAGCGGCGGGGGCAGGGAACGAACGAACCGGAGCUCACGAGCCCGAGAGCGGAGCGGCUAGGCGGGGAGGGGACGCACUGCCGAGCCGGGGCUGGAGCGGCGGUGGCGGCGGCGACAGCGGGGGAGGGACGGCCCCACGGACGGACCGACGCACGAACCGACCGAGUGAGGGAGGGACGAGCGAGACUUCGCCGGCGAGGAGGAGCCGCCCGAGCGGCGGCUGCUGGGCGCUUCCCCGCGCUGCUGGGCGCUCUGCGCCUCGGCGGCCCCCGGCCGCAGCUUCCUCGCGCGCGCGGGGCGCGGGGCCUGGGGCUGGCUUCGGCGCAGGAGUCACUGAACUAACUCCAAGCUGGUGUGCACAGUGUCUGGGCAGCUACCAGCCCAAAAGCUGGGGUCACCAUGGCGGCGGGAGUUGCAGCCUGGCUGCCUUUUGCCCGGGCUGCAGCCAUUGGAUGGAUGCCAGUGGCCAACUGCCCCAUGCCUCUAGCUCCAGCUGACAAGAACAAGCGGCAAGAUGAGCUGAUCGUCCUCAACGUGAGCGGACGACGAUUCCAGACGUGGAGGACCACUCUGGAGCGCUACCCUGACACCCUGCUGGGUAGCACAGAGAAGGAGUUCUUCUUCAAUGAGGACACCAAAGAGUACUUCUUUGACCGAGACCCAGAAGUGUUCCGCUGCGUGCUCAACUUCUACCGCACUGGGAAACUGCACUACCCGCGCUACGAGUGCAUCUCUGCCUACGACGAUGAGCUGGCCUUCUAUGGCAUCCUACCUGAGAUCAUUGGAGACUGCUGCUACGAGGAGUACAAAGAUCGCAAGCGGGAGAACGCGGAGCGGCUCAUGGAUGACAAUGACUCUGAGAAUAACCAGGAGUCCAUGCCCUCACUCAGCUUCCGCCAGACCAUGUGGCGGGCCUUUGAGAACCCACACACCAGCACCCUGGCCCUGGUCUUCUAUUACGUGACUGGCUUCUUCAUUGCCGUCUCGGUCAUCACCAACGUGGUGGAGACGGUGCCAUGCGGCACGGUGCCUGGGAACAAGGAGCUGCCAUGUGGAGAGCGCUACUCGGUGGCCUUCUUCUGCCUGGACACUGCCUGCGUAAUGAUCUUCACGGUGGAGUACCUCCUCCGACUCUUCGCGGCACCCAGCCGAUACCGCUUCAUUCGCAGUGUGAUGAGCAUCAUUGACGUAGUCGCCAUCAUGCCCUAUUACAUUGGCCUGGUCAUGACCAACAAUGAAGAUGUGUCCGGGGCCUUUGUCACGCUCCGGGUCUUCCGUGUCUUCAGGAUCUUCAAGUUCUCCCGACACUCCCAGGGCCUACGGAUCCUGGGCUACACCCUGAAGAGCUGUGCCUCGGAACUGGGCUUUCUCCUCUUCUCUCUCACCAUGGCCAUAAUCAUCUUUGCCACUGUGAUGUUUUAUGCGGAGAAGGGCUCCUCUGCCAGCAAGUUCACAAGCAUCCCUGCAUCUUUCUGGUACACCAUCGUCACCAUGACUACACUGGGAUAUGGAGACAUGGUGCCUAAGACCAUCGCAGGGAAGAUAUUCGGCUCCAUCUGCUCCCUGAGUGGUGUCCUGGUCAUUGCUCUGCCAGUUCCUGUGAUAGUCUCCAACUUCAGCAGGAUCUACCACCAGAACCAGAGAGCAGAUAAACGCAGGGCACAAAAGAAAGCCCGCCUUGCCAGGAUCCGUGUGGCCAAAACAGGAAGCUCCAAUGCCUACCUGCACAGCAAGCGCAAUGGACUCCUCAACGAAGCCCUGGAGCUGACGGGCACCCCGGAAGAGGAGCACAUGGGCAAGACCACGUCACUCAUCGAGAGCCAGCACCACCACUUGCUACACUGCCUAGAAAAGACCACUGGGUUAUCCUAUCUUGUGGAUGAUCCCCUGUUAUCUGUACGAACCUCCACCAUCAAGAACCACGAGUUUAUUGAUGAGCAGAUGUUUGAGCAGAACUGCAUGGAAAGCUCAAUGCAGAACUACCCGUCCACCAGAAGUCCUUCUCUGUCCAGCCACUCGGGCCUCACCACCACCUGCUGCUCCCGUCGCAGUAAGAAGACCACACACCUGCCCAACUCCAACCUGCCAGCCACUCGCCUGCGCAGCAUGCAAGAACUCAGCACGAUCCACAUCCAGGGCAGUGAGCAGCCCUCCCUCACCACCAGUCGCUCCAGCCUUAAUUUGAAAGCAGACGACGGACUGAGACCAAACUGCAAAACAUCCCAGAUUACCACAGCCAUCAUCAGCAUCCCCACUCCCCCAGCUCUAACCCCAGAGGGAGAAAGUCGGCCACCUCCUGCCAGCCCAGGACCCAACACGAACAUUCCUUCCAUAGCCAGCAACGUUGUCAAGGUCUCUGCCUUGUAAAACCACUGGACAGAGGGCCCGAGGGGGUAGUGGGGAGUCAAGGGGGCUGGCAUGUUGGUGGGUGGCCCCUGGGACCACUCCCUCCCCCUUCCCCACUAUUUCUGCCUGCCCCGUUGCACCCCAGCACUUGUGCCUGGAGGGGAAAGGAAGCAGCAAAGGGUUCCUGAGGAUCCCACUGCCGGUGUGGACACAGCCCUGUGACACUGCAUCUUGCUGGGGCCGGAGGAAGGGAGGGGGUGGGUAGGGGAUGGGCCAUUAGGAGGUGUAGGCCGCUUGCCUGGACAGGGCCUGGUGGGGGGACCUCAGACCAAAUAACAGUUGUUUCUGGAGACCCCAGUGAGGAAAACACAAGACCAAGAGCAGCUCAGAGGCCGAGUCGUCACACGCAAACAGGAAGAAAAUAUAACACUGUGUAUUAAGCACCUUUUUCAAGGAUCUUAAUGGAUAAUAUUUAUUCAUGGGAAAAGGUGGAAAACAAAAUAAUCAAUGGAUUUUUGUGAAAUGUUUUUCUCCAUGGACCCAACACCUUUAAACCAAAACAAUGCAUUUUGUGAGGUUGGUUUUUAUUUUUCUCCUUUUAUAGCAAAAGCUUUUAGGCUCAGAGUCAGUUAUUGCUGAGUUCCCUCCCCACUCCCAGGGGGAGUGAGGUCCCCUUUGCUGGGUCCUCACUGCCCAGCUGACCUGCGCAGCUGUCAGGCAACCACACAGCACCCCUUCUGCUCCGUUCGUCUGUCUCCUGUCUCUGUACCUAUCUGCUUCACCUUGGCUGUCUCGGUAUCCAACCGUCUGUCUCACCAUGGACAGUAAAGCCUUCUCUGUCACUGCCAAGUACUGCAGACCUGUGCCUGGGAGUCAGGCCGAGCAAAUGCAAAUACAGAAAAGAAAGGAAGUCAAGUGGGGUGAGUUGAAGGGUGAGGUAAGUCUACCUUAUGAACAGAGGUGCUUCCCUUGUGACUGGAGCCACUUGUCUUUGUAGUUUGUUGUAGGGGGAGUUGGGGAAUAGUCAUGUGUAUCACACUGAGUCUUGAAAACGGAAACAGCCACUUCAGAAAGCAGUUGUUUCUGCUCUACCCCAGGGAAGACAGAAGCACCAAGGCUCACAGCUUCCAGAGCUCCGGGGCACUUUGCUAUGGACCUUCCUUUAGGAUCCACCAUGAAGCCCAUGCAGUGAGUGCUCCGCCACGCGGCUCCAUGAGCAUCCUCAAGAACAAUGGACUUACAGCCCAAGGCAGUUCCUAUACAGAGGUUAUGAAGGUUAAGCCUGUGUGCCUCGUGAGGGAUGUUUCAAAGCAAGAAAGCAAGCAUGAGGCUCUAGAUGAUUCUUUCCUGGUCUAAAAGAUGCCUUGAGGUCUGAGUCAUCUUCAGGCCUCAUCUCUAAAGACAGCUGAAGUGUGGGAACACUGAUGACCUCCACGCAAAUGAGGGAGUGGAGAUUACUUCUUGAAAACGUGGAUAAUAUGUUUGUUCAAGUUAUUUACAUGGUAGUGGGCCUGGGAACAGUAUUUCUGGAAUCUUCCUAAUCAUUUUCACCACUUACAAUGGAGCAGGUUAGCCUCGGGUUAGUUACAAGUGCCCUUUCCUGCCCUUCCCAACCCCAACUACUUUUCCUGCGGUUUCUGAAGCCUGGGUGGGAUCUGAGGCAUAUGAGCUGCUUAGGAACUUCUCAUCCAUUCUACAGCUCACAGAUAAGCUGUUCAUUUGCAAGUCCCAAAUCUCUGCCUACUACAACUAUAGAUGGGUUUUUCUGGUCAGGGGCCUGAAAGCACUCCUGGGGCUUCCAUGGCCCCAGCUCCAGGGACUCUGUACACAGAGGAGUCCAUGUGUUUUGAGGGGGUACCAAACCAGAAAGUAGACAGAAAGGCAGAAGAAAGGUGCCCUUCUUUCCAUCUUUGUCUCCCUGCCCUUAUCCUCAAUGGCUACUGACAGUCCUUUCUUUAGAUCUGGCCCCAGGAUUUCCCCUUAUCAUGGGCAUGGAGUUAUUCUUGCAAUCCAGUAAUUCCGUACAUACAUUUUAUCAGCCAAGGCAGAGAGCCAAGCUGGACCCAGUUUUAGCGGGUAGACAAAGAACUAGAAAAGGAUCUUUCUUUUGAAAGAAUGGACCAACCAUGAGACAAAGGAAUGUCCAAGUGCAUGAUACAUCCUAAGAACUGAGUGGGAUAAGGAUACAGAAUUUAAAAGGAACACUGUUGCAGUCACAUACACGCCACCGUUCUAUUUAAGAACAAGUCACUACAGGGCUAAGAUGAUGACUCAACCAAGCAUCUCCAUGUCAUUUGGACAGUGCACAGCACAGCAUACUAUGGCUCUCAUGAAAAGAAAUAUAUUUUUAAAAUUGUGUCCCCCAAAUUCCACGUUUUAUUGACUCUAGUGAACUGAUGUUGUGUUGCUUCUAUUUCAUUUCCAAAGCCCAUAUCAUGCCUGUCCUCGCCACCACCACCACCACCACCACCACCACCCCCCACCACCCCCCGCAAAAAAAGCAUUAGACCCUCUUCAUUUUCAUCUUCCCAUUGCAGUCUUGUUAGGGGAUAAGGGACCCAGCUCACAUGUGCGCAAAGAUAUCAACGCAGGAAAACAGCUCACAGCCAUAUAUCUCCUAAGGGUAUUUGUGAUUAAGUACAGGGACAAAAGUGUGCUGGAACAAUUUAGUAAGUCUGACUCAUUGGCUAGUAAGUGAAGAGCCAGGAUAUCAGAAUCUUCUGGAGACCAACAGCUUUCUGGUGCAAUGACUCAUGGUGCACAAACCAUGUUAGAAUAACUGAAAAUUCCCCAAGCUACCACUCCAUUCAACCCUACUUAGCACUGGGGGAGAGGGUAUCAAAAAGACAAAUAUAAAAAGCCUAAGACUACAUUCAAAUAACAAAUGGGAAUGACUUGGAAAUAUAAUAUUGAAUAUACCAGACCUAGAGAAGAUUAAACAAUAGCUAAUUCAUUUUACAGUGUAGAAAACUGAGGCCCAGAGAACUUGACUCCUUCAAGGUAAUGUAGUCAUUUAAGAAUAGAAUAGGGACCAGAGCACAAGACCCUUGGCUACUAGUCUAAUGUGUUUUGUUUUGUUUUGGGGGUUUUUGUUUGUUUUUUGUUUUGUUUUGUUUUGUUUUUUCAAUACACCCUUUGCCUCGCAUAGUUAAUACGUUGGGGAAGGUCCAUCAAAGAUGCCAUGACAUAACUAGAGAUAUUCUUGUGUAAAUGUCAACACAACUUGAUGUAGCCCUGGAAAUCACCUGACUAUACUAACACAAAUUAUAGACAUCAGAGCCACCAUUUCUUGGGUAGAGCAAGCUACAGGUGAUCAUUUCUAUCAGUGAAGAGGGAAUAUCCAAGAUUUUCCAGGCAAAUGCUCAAUUUUCUCAAUGAAAAAGAGACUUGGACAAUGACAUUUCAAAGCAUAUUUUUCUGUUGCUUCUCACCACAAUCUGUGAAGGUAGUCAACUUAGUAAAUCUUUGAUUCAGAGAAAAGAAAUGGGCACAAAGAAACUGAAUGACUCAUCUAAGGUUUCAUGGCAAGUUAAUGGCAGAAUUGUGAUUUGAUCCAGAACUUAGACAUCACGUCUUGGGAGAGUCUCCUAUAUCCUGCUCUAUGGCUCUAAGGUUUGCUCAUAUUUUUAAAAGCUGGAUUUCAAGGGAGAUGAUUAUGGGAAACAUUCCUGAAGUAGCAAGACCUCCUGAAACAUACCAUUAUUUCUUCCUCAUUCCCAUUUUUUCCUAACUAGUCUCAAGCUCAGGACUAAUUGUACAGAACCCCUUUCAAAAGACCAGUAGAUACUCUCAACAACAUAUUAGAAUAUGACCACAUAAUUUGAACAGAUGUUAAGGAGGACGGUAAAUGAUGAUCCAUGGUUGACAAUGGUCACAUACAGAACUGUUGAGGACAUUAUACAGUUGUUUUGUUUUCCCCGCAGUUCAGGAUCAAGUCAUUUUCUUAUCAGAAAGCAGGUAUGGAAAGUACCUGGGAGCAUUAUAUGCUUAGAUCAUUUUCCUUGUCUUUUUAAAAAUAGCAGUAGUGAUUGAAAUUGAGCUAGCAUUAGAUUUGAAAUUAUUAAUGAAUUCUAGUGACUCAGGCUCCCUCACUUCAAUUACUAGGUAACUAAGUAAGGCAGAAGGAGCCCAAUACCAUUCAUUUGAAGUAAUAGUUUCCCUUUCAUGCUAGUUGGCAUGGUAACCACCGUAAAAGGAACACGAGAGACUUUUAUUUUCCCUCUGAUUUCCUAAUGAAUUCUCAUUACUUGCAAAGCUUUAAAAUGAUGGGAUAAAGGAAAAACAUUGUCAUGACCCAUGACACUUGGAGCCCAAACAGCAUCAUGAAAAGCAUUAGAACCAAGGAAACAUGGCUUUGAAGAAUGAAAUGGCUUUUUAAAGGGGUUCCUUAUGGGUCUUGUUUUUUAUUCAGGAUAUUCUAUGUUUUCUCAUCAAAUGUAGUAAUGACAUUUAUCUUAGCAGGUUCUUUAAACUAAGCUGGCUGAUGUCACAUUAGCCAGUGCAGGGCACUGACCCAAGUCCUGGGGGACUACUUGGACCAAUGGACUAUUUUACAAACCAGGGAGGUGGGAGGGAUGGUAUAUUUUUGAUAAUCAGACAUUCCAAUGUUUUCCUUAGAGGUCAUGAGCUCCCAUUAAUGUUCUUGUGAAAAACAUCAAGUGUGUUUUUUCUAUUUUCGUAUAAUUACUGGGCUUUGCUUAACAACAUCACAACAGCAAAGGAAUACACUGUACAAAACUGCAGGAAGACAAAUGUGAAAACUUUCUGCGGGGGAAGAAAAAGCUCUUAAGUUUCUUGUCUUCUUUUGAAACUGUAGUGCAUAUGUUAUAACAUGUAUAUCAUUUACAGUAUUGAGUCCUGUGCCACUGCUGUACCUGAUGUAUCCAAUCUGGAUUAAACAAACUAUGUGCCACAA